Amphibalanus amphitrite is the source of this 3651-nucleotide messenger RNA. Its product is annotated as acylcarnitine hydrolase-like. The transcript has a single exon. The record is from RefSeq and is a predicted model, not a curated record. The coding region runs from base 1635 to 3389 and encodes 584 amino acids. NCBI's taxonomy places the organism in Eukaryota, Metazoa, Arthropoda, Thecostraca, Balanomorpha, Balanidae.
AUUUUCUUUAUUUUUGGUUAGUCGUGUGAUGACUGGUGCCUCUGCUAGGCCGCUGGUGCCCCUGGAAAGACUGUGAUACCUACCUACCCUGCCCCCUGACAAGCCUACGGUGGGCCCUGCACAUGACUUAGGUGCCCAUGGGCCCUGACAGGCCCGUGGUGCCCCUGACAGGCCUGUGGUGUCCUUGCUAGGCCUGUGGUGUCCCUGGGCCUUGGCAGGUCUGUGGUGCCCCUGGCGAGCCUGUGGUGCCCCUGUUAGAACGCAGGUGCCCUUGACAGGUUUGUGGUGCCCCUGACAAUCCUAAAGUGCCAACGACAGGCUUGUGGUGCCCUUGACAGGCCCAUGGUGAACUUGCGAGGCCGGUGGUUCCCCUGCAAAGCCGAUAGUGCCCCUGGCAGGCCUCUGGUGCCCCUGGCAGGUCUGUGGUGCCCCUGGAAGCCCUGUAGUACUUUUGCUAGGCCGAUGGUGCUCCUGACAGGCCUGUGGUGCCACUGACAGGCCCGUGGUGCCCCUGCUAGGCCUGUGUUCCCCUGGCGGGCCUGUGGUGCCCCUGUCGGCUGUCAGGCCUGUGGUGCUCCUGGCAGGCAUGUGGUGACCCCAGGCCCAAAGUCAUGACCCACGUGACCUCCCCCCUGGGAUUCGCCACUGAUUAGUACUGCGAUGGCUUCAUGGUAAUUUGAUACAUGUAGGAUUAAUGGAAUUUAUCAAACGAGAAUAAGGAAGAGACAAACACAUAGGUACUGGAGGAUCAGCUUAAAGUUAACCAUAAAUAUGGGGGUGAACUGCCAUUUUCGUUAAGUAAAAAAAAAAUCAUCGUGUCAGGGCUGUGACGAAAAAUAAGUGGCAUAAAUCCGAUGAGAAAACAGGAUUUGGGGGUACCCUAGGUUUGGCUCCUUGAGCUGGUGCCCCCCCCCCCUUGUCUCAAAUCGUUCCGCCGCCUAUGCAACGCAUCUCAUCAUUCGACUUCGAGCUUUGAUGUUUACAUUUGGCCCGUAAAUAGUUUCUGAGUGCCAAGUAUCGACCAAUAUCUAAAAAAUAUUGCCUAAAGAUAUUUCUAUGAACACUAGUACCGUUUCAUAAUAAGAUGCAAAUAGGCAAUCCACGUUUUCAGAUAAGUUAGCCCCAACCCAAGCCCAUCUAGUCUCACAUCACAAAUACCUAAAAAUCACCUUGGUAGCACUACAAAGAGCAGAAGUCCAUUCGGCCAUCAGACCUUGCCGUGUCACAGCGUUUCCUGUCACUACUCAUCAGCACUGCCACAGCUUCAAAUGGACUCGAAAUGGUCACCCAUCCAGACAGACUCGCCCACAAAAAGUGGUCAUUGACAGGAACAGGUACAUGAGCCCAUCCAGCUAACGACAAGGGCCGGCGACAGAAGCACUGUCAUGUGAGGUGCCCCUUCAAUUCAGGUAGUCGUCGCGGAGGUGGCACGCGGUGCACAGAACGGUUACCAAGGGUCAGGUCAGGUCAGGUCAGGUGGACGAUCGGAUGAGAUUCGGUAGUGGACGGUGUUGUCCGGUUUGAGGUCAGUGACAUCAGGAAAGUCUCCGGCUGGCUGUGAGCUGAGAAGUCCAGUUUUGGUCACCAACUCAACCCAGACCAGUCUCGAGACAGCCUUCUCUGGGCGCCCCACCAUGCGGGACCGGACCUCCCUCCCCCUCCUGUUGGCGGUGCUACUCUGCGUCUGUCCUACCCGCCCCUGGCGUGUGACCACCAGGUGGCUCCCAGACAGGACGGUCCGACUCGGCUGGCUGAUCCCCGCGCCACCUCCCACCGUGCACACCCGCGAAGGAGAGCUGCGCGGCCUGAUCGCUCACAGCGCCGACGGACAUCUAUUCUACAGCUUCCUGGGCAUCCCGUACGCGCGCGCGCCGGUCCGGUUCCGCUCACCGGAGCGCCAUCCCGGCUGGAGCGGCGUCAGGUCGGCCACCCGGCACGGCAGCAAGUGCGUGCAGUGGGUCCACGAUGACCUGGUGGGCUCUGAGGACUGUCUGUUCGCCAACGUCUACACGCGGCAGCUGCCGGCCUCCGGCGCGUCGGCCGGUCCGCGGCUGCCGGUGAUGGUAUUCAUACAUGGCGGGGGAUUUGUCGAGGGCCACGGCGACGGCGAGAACCACGGACCGAGGUACUUCAUGGACGAGGACGUGGUGCUGGUGACGUUCAACUACCGGCUCGGACCAUUCGGCUUCUUCACGACGCACGACGGCCACGCGCCGGGCAACUACGGGCUGCGCGACCAGGUGCUGCUGCUGCACUGGGUGCGGGACAACAUCGCCGCGUUCGGCGGCGACCCGCGCGCGGUGACCGUCUUCGGCAGCUCGGCCGGGGCGGCCAGCGUGUCGCUGAUGGUGCUCAGUCCGCUCACCAAGGGUCUGUUCCAUCACGCCAUCAGCCAGUCGGGCUCAGCGAUCUCCAGUUUCGCCGCCAGCGGCAGACGCAAGGGUCUGGCACGCCGAUUCGCUGCAGAGCUCGGCUGCGCAGGGUCGGACAGCGCCGCGUAUGUCGAGUGUGCCGUGGCCGCGUCCGCACGCGAGCUGAUGGAGGCGAGUCACCGGAUUCGGAUCGCCGAGAUCCAAACGGAAGGCCGCUUCCUUCCCCGCGUCGACCGGGAGUCUGUUCAGCCAGUCCUUCCUGAUGAUCCGAGAGCUCUUCUCCUCCGCGGCGAGUUCAACCUUGUCCCCUGGAUGGCCGGGCUUGUGGAAGAAGAGGGUGUCUUUUAUCUCUCAUCAAUUCCAGAAGAGGAAGACUUGCUCGAUGGACUAUACGCAGGAAACCUCACCCUGUGGAGCCUACUAGCGGACCUCACCACCCCAUCAGAGACCAGUAUCGUGGAAUGCGGCGCCGACCCGAUCAUGGAGACCCACAACAUCUACCACUUCCUCCUGUACAUGCUGCCGGCGGCCAGCCCCACUAACCCGCUGCCGUUCGCCAGACUGCUCUCCGACCGGCUGUUCGUCGCCAGCAGCUCGGAGGAGAUGCGGCUCGCCUCGCAGGUGGCUCCCGUCUACAAGUACCUGCUGGACCACCGCGGACCCGGCCGGCUGUACUACCACGCCCCGGUGCUGCCCGAGCUGGGCGUCACCCACUCGGACGAGCUGGCCUACAUGUUCAACAGGGAGGGCCGUCCGCUGGAGCCGGCUCACAGUCCAGCACGCACCAUGAUCCGCUUCAUCGUCUCGCUGUGGACCAGUUUCGCGCGCACGGGCCGGCCCAGCUCGGACGUGCGACCCAUGCCCGACUGGCCCGUGUACUCGGAGCAGCGCGAGCUGUACAUGCGGCUCAACUGGGAGCCCAGCGUCGACCGGAGGCUCUUCCCGGACCGGGUCGAUUUCUGGCAAACCGUGCGCAUCAACGAACCCUGGAGGCGUAUCGUGGAGGAAUGUGACUAGGCAGCUAUAUAAUAGCCAUUCUUAGCUCAAACCUGUGCUGCAGUGCUGUAAAACUCGUUUGUGUUCUUGAUAGAUUAGUUUAUCAUGCAGCGUUUGUAGAACCGCACAACGCUCAAGUCAGAUCAAACAGGUCACUCAGGGUAGAGUCAGGUUAGGGAGACGCGAAUCAAGGUGUGGUCGCCAGGUGUUGACACAUUCGCCAUCAACUCAUGAAUCGGCAUUUAAAUAAAACGCAAACUGGAAUACAUAAUAAGGAAUCUUU